Molecule: messenger RNA, 1677 nt
Organism: Sorex araneus (European shrew)
Lineage: Eukaryota; Metazoa; Chordata; Mammalia; Eulipotyphla; Soricidae
Gene: TGFBR3L
Product: transforming growth factor beta receptor 3 like
Exons: 4
Coding region: 1-1524 (507 amino acids)
Source: RefSeq, a predicted model, not a curated record
AUGCUUGAGAAUAAAACCCUCCCUUUUCUUCUGGUCUGGUGUGUGGUGGGCCUGGGAAGGGGGGUUGGGAGUCAGGCUGGAGCUGGGGGUUGCUCUUGGCCCCACAUCUGGCAGCCUGAGAGGGCCCCGCCCCCCUGCCGGGCCUUCAGCGCCUGGUCCUUAAUCCCUAGACCUUGGGCCCUGGCUCAAGUGUCGGCCUUCAGGCCCCCGCCUCGUCCCUGUGCUCUGCCCAGCCAAGGACGCGUCUGCCCACCUGCCCUGGGCCUGCAGCAGCUGGCCACGAUGCUCCUGCUAGUCGCACUGCUCGCGCACACCGGUGCCUGGGCCAGCCGGCUGCCAACCCCGGGGACCCCUGGGGACCCUCUGUGCACCUGCCCCUCAGCUCCCUCGGCCGAGGAAGAGGCAGGGUGGGGCGGUCCGCCCACUUCUCCAAAGCCCGAAGCAGCACCCCCUUUCCCCGCGGCGCCAGGGUCCUGGCUCCGCCGACCGCUGUUCAGCCUGGAGCUGUCGGACCAGGAGGGCGCCUUCCCGCGCCGCGCCGGGCCGCUGGAGAUCCCCGCCGACAGCCGCGUGUAUGUGCAGGUGCGGGCCGAGGGCCGCAGUGGGGCGCGGGGCGCAGCGGGCGAGCGUGGCCAGGACCCGCGUGUCCUCUCUUGCCCGCAGGCGGCGCUGGCCCGGCCGUCCCCGCGCUGGGGCCUGGCGCUGCACAGCUGCUCCGUGACCCCGUCGUCCCGGCCGGCCCUGGGGCCCGCCCUAGUGCUACUCCGCGGCGGCUGCCCCGCCGACGCCUCGGUCGCCUUCCCGCCGCGGCACCCCGAGGCCGACGCCGCGCACUCUGCGCUCUUUAGCUUUCGCCUGCGCCCAAUCUUCAACGCGUCCGUGCAGUUCCUGCACUGCCAGCUCAGCCGCUGCCGCCGCCUCCCGGCAGCCCGCCGCGCGCGCGCGCCCACCCCGUCGCCGUGCCAACCCCAGGACCAGACGUGCGCGGGCGCCGGCAGCGGGGAGACCCUGAGCGCCGACGGCCCCCAGCUGCACACGCUGACCCAGCCCAUCGUGGUCACCGUGCCACGGCCGCCGCCUCCCCGUGAGCGCGCAACCCCCCUCCCUAGUGGUCCCCGGUGCCUGCGAAGCUGGGUGGAGCGGAUCUCUGGGUCCGUCCGGGGUGCGGUCUCAGCUCGGCCCUUCCCCACAGGGCCCCCCAAGGGCGUCCCGGGCCGAGCCGCGCGACCCGACCCUCCUGCAUCGGCCCCGGCGGCGCUGGAGCCCGCGCCAGUCGUGGCCCUGGUGCUGGCCGCCUUCGUGCUGGGGGCCGCGCUGGCCGCCGGCCUAGGUCUCGUCUGCGCGCACUCAGGUACGGACUUCGGAUCGCCGGGACCUCCGCGGGGUCCACCACCUCCUGACCUACGCUACGCCCCCAGCAACCCCCAGAGGGCGCCCUUGCCCAGCCUGCAGCCGCUUCUACCUUUCAGGACCCCCACCCCCACGCCCACCUCCAAGAGCCUCGCCCAGCAGCCCCCAGCCUAGGAGGCCUCAGUAGGGCAGGCGCCAGGAGGACGAGGGAAAUGUCAAGGAUGGGCUUGGAAACGGAGGCGGUGUGCGUGGGAUCUGCUCCCACACUCAGCCUGGGUGGUCCCUCGCUAGAGAUGAGGCGCCCCCAACGGGGUCCGGAGAUCAGGC